UGUUUCCAAAACGUUAUCGAUAAUAGCUAAUCGUUAUCGUCGUUUUCAUAUAUGCUCCUCCACCUUCCAUAAAUAAAAAAAAAGAAUUUUUCGAGAAACAUGUUGGAAGGGUGGUAUUGUCGGUCCCUAGCCAACCAGGAAGGCGCCGUCAAAGAGGAGCCCCAGCCGGACAGCGAGGAGGAGCCAGCGCCGCCGGUAGGGGGCCGUUCACAGGUGGCUGUUAGAGGAGGAGUUACCGCCAGCUCUUCCUCGGCGUCUGCGGGAACAGGAACGGCCGCAGUGGAUUAUAAGGAGCGCUACAAGAAUCUGAAAAAGAAGUUAAAGUUUCUUAUCUACGAGAACGAGUACUUCCAGGAUCUGCUGCACACAAAUCAACGGCGACUGUUAAAGGUCUCGCGGGAUCGCACUUUCCUUUUGGACAGGCUACUGCUGUACGAGAAGCCCGCCAAGGACUCUAGCGACAGCGAUGCCACCGACAGCUCGGACUCGGAGCCGGCAUCCACUUCCGGGGCGCCUGGAGGCUCCCAAACACCCAAAGAAGCCAUUCGCAAAAAGCACAAGGACAAGGGAGGUCCUGGAAUUCCGGGCAUGUCUCCGCAUAUGACCACAGUGGGUGCUACGCGAGGCAGGAGACGCAAAAUUUUGACUGGAAUGCAUCCCUCCAACCAAGGAAUGCAGGCUGCAGCGAAGAGACAGCUUACUGCCACAGUUUCCCCCUCUCAGCAACAGCAACUAAUGCAAAUCACCACGGUACCCAAGGCUGUCUCUCCUGGCCUGAGUACAGCGGAGAUUGCACGUCAGCUGCAGGAGCGACGGCCAACACCAAUAGAGCUAAUGAGUCAAGAGUGCACCUCGGCCACAGUGCCCACAACCAUGCUUAGCGAUGAAAGCCCCUCGAAAUGCUACUCCAAUGAGACGCUACAUCACCUGAUGGGAGAACAUUCGCCGUCACAUGAGGUUGCUGCCGAGGAGUGUGUGCCGAUGGAGUACACCAGUUAAUAAUAAAACAGCUCUAUCAUAUACAAUUUUCCUUAGAAAUUAAACUAACUAGAACCACA
Messenger RNA from Drosophila ananassae, 1058 nucleotides. RefSeq lists its product as uncharacterized. Gene Ontology annotation, biological process: chromatin remodeling. The record is from RefSeq and is a predicted model, not a curated record. Lineage: Eukaryota; Metazoa; Arthropoda; Insecta; Diptera; Drosophilidae. Gene Ontology annotation, cellular component: Ino80 complex; nucleus. Bases 100 to 999 code for a protein of 299 amino acids. The transcript has 3 exons.